This is a messenger RNA of Cokeromyces recurvatus, 3139 nucleotides long. RefSeq lists its product as uncharacterized. The record is from RefSeq and is a predicted model, not a curated record. Bases 62 to 3088 code for a protein of 1008 amino acids. NCBI's taxonomy places the organism in Eukaryota, Fungi, Mucoromycota, Mucoromycetes, Mucorales, Mucoraceae. The transcript has 5 exons.
GUAUAUUCUUAUACUUUACUUUUAUUUGCAUAAAAUAGUCAAGUUAAAAUCUCUCAUAAAAAUGUCAGCAAAUACACAAAAAAUCGUUUUUCUGAUUGACGAACAAUCUUUAAUGUCCAAUUUGAUCAAUCUUGAACAAUUAAAAUUGAGUAUAAUGCGUAUUUUAAUCUUUUAUUCUAUGCUUGUAGAUCAGCAACAAGUAUUAUGGGGAUAUCGUUUCUUCAGUACUAAAGUACGAUACACAACAAACUCAAUGCGUCGCUUUUAUACAAUGACUACAGAUGCUCUUGAAAAUAUUGAUCAGGAAUAUAAAAAGCGUGAAUCUGAAAGACCAAAUAUGAUUGUACAAGAACCAGCUAUUAUGCGCAUUAAAGAAGUACUUAAAGAAGCCAUUGGUGAUUUUCAAUGGGAAAAUGGUCUUGCAUCUGAACAAGAAUCAACUAAUAAUCAUCUUUUUAUUAUCACUAGUACUCCUUUAACUUGGAGUGAAUUGCCUUCCUUUUUUCCUUUAAAUUCUGAAAUAACCCAGCUAUCAGCGUUUGACACUUUAGCCUACUUUGAGGAAUUAAAAGAAGAAUUGGCAGACACUUUAUUAGAAAGCUAUACUGAACGUCAAAUUUCAAUAAGUAUCAUUGAUACCACAUUUAAACAACUCCAAAUCAGUCCUAUUGAGGAAAAACUAGCAAACGCUAUUCGUUCUGGCUUCAAGUCUUGCUUUAAAUUAUAUCAUGGAACCUAUAUCGCAUUUCACACACUUUUACGUGUAAACGAUAUAUAUGGUCAUUCUUUUAUUUCUGAAUUUGUCAAUAUCUUACCUUCAAGGGAAUUUUCAUCUUAUGUGACUCCCUUUAUACCUCUUUGGAGAGGAGAAUUUAAAUCAUGCCGUGGUCGAUCUAUUGGGCAGUGCUCUUUAUAUCCUGCAAGACGAAGUGGUCAUUAUAACCCUGAAUCACUCAUGUAUAUGGCAGAAUUACAGAUCAUUAGUCACAUACGCGCUAAACAAUUUUCUUUAUCAUGGCUUACAAGGGAGACUAACAAAGAAGAAGAAAACAAAUACAGAAUGGUAUAUGAAGACGGAGGAUCGUUUAAUGUCUUUAAUGCUCUCUUGGAAGAAUUAUAUAAAAGACAAGAAAUUUUAAUUGGUGAAUUUAUUCCUUUAUCAGACUUUGAUUUACCUAGACAAAGGGUAUGUAUUGAACCCUAUUCACGAGCCUGUGCCUCAGUUCAAUUCAUUCAUUGUAAAGAAAUACCGCGUUACUUGAAUGAAGACGCCUCUAUCAAAAACAAAGUAUCUCCUAUUGGUACCUUUUAUAAAAGUAUCAAAUUGGAUACUAAAUUACCCAAUUUUUUAAAUUCGGCUUUAAAAUUACCUUCUAUCAAGUUCAACUUAAAGAUGCCGGAAAAGAUAAAAGAUGUGAUUUAUAACACAUUUCGUUCAAAACAAGGUAACCUUGGUAACGCUACCAUAGACGCCUCUGAACAACCUGAAGAGGAGGAAGUUAUUGAAAGAAUUAUCACUUUACCAUCCAAUGUUAACAAGAUGGGAAAGGAUCUUAAAAAUUUAUAUCUUGAAGCUCUAUAUACCCAAAAUGAUACCAUGGAUAAUGUAAUUACAAUUAUUGAUAAAUGGAUAGAACAUCUUUUAAAUCAUAAAUAUACCAAAGAGGAUAUCAUUGCUACUAUAUUUGAUUAUACAAUGCCAGUAACAGACCUUGAUAUUAAACACUCUAAUGAAAUACCUCGCACUAUGCAUUUAUUACCAUCACAGCAUACUGUAGAACAAGAAUAUCAGUAUUCAUGGUGGAAAGAAAUCAAGAUGCAUCCUCACUAUAAUUACAAAUUUGAAAAAAUGAAUUGUAUUGCAUUAAAAGUAAAAGAGGCACAACUUCAAGUCAUCCUAUACUGCUUUAUUUGUAGAUUAAUGACUGAUUUACCACCUGACCUAUUAAAGAGAAAUCCAUUUUUUGAAUCAGAAGAUUUUUUUACAAAAAUAGUUUUAAUGUUUACUAUGAAUGAUGUAGGUGAUUUUCUAGCUGAAUUAGAUUCUGAGGAAGGCCCAGCCGCUGUGAAAUUCAGAGAUCCAUGUGAUUUAUCAGAUCAUGCUUUUUGUACUCUACUUGAAGAAAAGUUCAGUGAUUUAAAAGAUUUAACCGAAAAAUUUAAAGAGUCUACAGGAGCAGACGAUAUGGAAUCAAUAACAUUCUCAGAUGAUGAUUUAAUUGAUAACUUUGAAAUAGUCGGGGAUUCAAGUCGAAAUAAAGGGAAAGAAAAGGAAACACAACGGCCUGUGCUCGAUCGACAAAAAUCUUCACAUAAUCAUAAUAUGAAUAAAUCUUUACUGGAAUCGAGCUCUUCUAGAUUAUCAGCCAAAUCAAGUUUAAGUAGAAUGAAUAGUAAUCCAUUAGAUAGUUUUCUUAAGCGCACAGUAGAUGUGAAUCAAAAUUUAAGGCGAGGUCCAGAAAACUCACUUGGUGAAGCAGCAAGAGAAGCAAUUGAUAAAAUAAAUAGGUCGUUAAUUGAUGGUCGUACAGAUAUGAUGAGAGCAGGCAGUUUUAUGAAGAGUGCUCGACAGGAAGAGACACGUCCUGUAGUGCAUAAUGAAGAUUCGAAUGGGGUUGUUUUGAGAAGAAAUCAAACAAAUGAGCAGCUAACCCCUCGAACAUCUUUAAAUCGCUUUUUUCAAAUAGAUAUAUUUAAUGAAUACUCGGAAACUUGUUUAUCUCCAACUUCGGCGACAGCGAAUGAAUAUGGGCACAUUCAAUCAGCAUACCCUUCUAUGCAUCAACCACCACCAAUUCCAAAUGAACCAAAAAAAUCGGAGGAAGAUAUGGAUGAAGAGGAAGAUUUCAGCUUCAUACUAGGUAAUUCCGCAACUGAGUCCCCUCCCCCACAUGAUAUUAUGGCGAGUGCCAGACGGGACCUUACAUCUGAAUUUAAAAGUAUACUUGAAGAAGAAAUGACAAAUAAGGAACAGUGUUCUCAACCAUUAAAGCGAAGCCUUGAUGAGUUGUUUGGUAGUGAUGAGGAUGAAAAUGAGGAUGAAAAUCCUUUUGAAAACAGCUUACCAAGAAAAAAACAACAUAUAUAACUUUGUAUUUAUAAAGAAAAAAUAAAUAAAUAUGUAUAUAAUUUAAAUGAG